AUGCCUCGAGGAGGUCAUAAGGGAGGUUUAUUUCCAGUAAGUGGAGUAAAAUGGGGAAUGCAUGAACGAGUUAAAAAGAGAGGAUUAUAUCACAAUAGAAGAGAAGAUAUUUUCACACCUCGAUGGGGAUAUAGAUAUGAAAAUAGGAACAUGAAAUAUUUGCCUGAUGGAAGUUCAAAGUCAUUUGAUAUUGAUGUUUCUAGAGCAUGGCCUAAUGAGAAACCUCGUUGGAAUUAUUUUUAUAAUAUUAAUGAAAGCAGAUAUAUAUGGCCAAGUAUAUGUGCACAAAAUCCUGAUAUAAAAAAUUAUAUUUUAAAUGUUUUAGAGAGCAGUGAAAAUAGACAUUUUAGUGGUAUUGGUUUGGAAGAAGUACAAAACGAACAAGGCAAAAGGCGAAGAAAUGAUUACAUUAUGAAUAGUAUGAAUGACGUAAACGAUAUGAACAUUGCGAAUAGUGCGAGUAGUGCGAACAGUAGAUAUAAGAACUGUUAUUUGACCAGACUAGCCAACGAAUUUAAUAAUUCUAUAUAUCCACAAAUUGAAGUUAACUUAAGUAAUAAAUUGAAAAGAGGAAGAAUUCAAAAAUUAUAUGAUAUAGUGAAGGAAGAAAAUAUAUGGAAAACAACACAACAAAUAAAAACUACACAAAGUGAAAACAUUUUUCCCUAUGUUGAUGACAACUCUACCUUAAUUCGUGAAUUGCCUUUAUCCGAAAUUUUAUAUACAAAGAGCAAUUUACGUCUAAAUGUCAGAAGACAUCCUAAGUGGAUGAAUGUGCAGUUUUUAAAAAAAAAAGUAAAAAUACCGUACUUGUACAGGAGACGAGUAGCCAGAGAAGAGUUACAGAAAAAGGAGUUUGGCUCAUUCUUUUAA
Molecule: messenger RNA, 873 nt
Organism: Plasmodium malariae
Lineage: Eukaryota; Apicomplexa; Aconoidasida; Haemosporida; Plasmodiidae
Product: conserved Plasmodium protein, unknown function
Exons: 2
Coding region: 1-873 (290 amino acids)
Source: RefSeq, a predicted model, not a curated record